AUGCGCAGUAGCCGCCGCGGCCUCGGCCGCCAGCACUUCCGGCCGCCGCCUGCCUUAAAGGGGACGACGACGACGACGGCGCGGGCGGCGCCGUGCUGCCCCCUGGCGGCGGCCGGCGGCACCACCCCGCGGCUUCCCCCGCGCGACCGGGACACGCGUGACGGGGUGCUGGCGCUGGCGCUGCUCCGCCGCUGCCUUCUGCUGGGCCCGCUGGGGCUGCGCCCGGCCGGCGGACAGGACGGGGACGGUUGCGGCCAUACGCUGCUGACACCCCACAGCGGCACCCUCAGCUCCAAGAACUACCCGGGCACCUACCCCAACCACACCGCCUGCCGCUGGCGGCUGCACCCCCCGGGCACCUCCCUCCUCCUGGCCUUCGGGGACGUGGAUCUGGAACCCUCCGAACGCUGCGCCCGCAGCUCCCUGCUGCUCGCCGACCCCCAGGCCGGCACCGCCUACGGUCCCUACUGCAGGAACGCCAGCCCCGCCACCCCGCUCCUGGUGACAAACUCCAGCGCCGUGACUGUCCUGUUCAACAGCACCAGCCACCGCUCGGGACGAGGCCUCCUCCUGUCCUACGCCACCUCGCAGCACCCAGACCUGGUCUCCUGCCUGGUUCGAGGCACCCACUACACCCAGGAGCACGUCAGCGUGUACUGCCCCGCGGGCUGCAAGGACAUCGAUGGGGACAUCUGGGGCAACCCGAGCCAGGGCUACCGGGACACCUCGGUGCUGUGCAAGGCGGCCGUGCAUGCCGGGGUGAUCGCGGAUGAACUGGGCGGGCAGGUCACCCUGUCCCGGGAGAAGGGGAUCACGCUCUACGAGUCGGCCUUCGCCAACGGGCUCCACUCCAAAAGGGGAUCCCUCUCCGAGAAGCGGCUCAUAUUCCACAAAGCCUGUGACGAUGCGCUGGAGGUGGCCGCCUUCAACGCCUCGUCCUGGUGGCACGAGGUGGACGCGCUGGGCCAGGACCGAGCCUGGGUGGCCGAACGGGCAGCGCUCGGCACCGCCGGCCACUCCUGGGCGGCCGAACCCGGUGCCGAGGCCGCUUGGCUGGAGCUGGACCUGGGCACCCGCAGGAACGUCACCGGCAUCAUCACGAAGGGCUCCUCCGAGCAGUACGACUACUACGUGACAUCCUACCGGGUCUCCUCCAGCCGCGACGGGAAGAACUGGAGACCCUACAGAGGCAGCGGUGGCCAGGAGGACAAGGUCUUUGAAGGAAACGCCGACAGCCACGGGGAGGUCUCCAACGCCUUCAUCCCCCCCAUCGUCGCCCGCUACAUCCGUGUCACGCCCCAGAGCUGGCACCAGCGCCUCGCCUUGAAGGUGGCCCUGGUGGGCUGCCAGCUGGCACGGGUCCGCGCGCCCCGGCCCUACGUGCCCAGCAUCCCCAAGGAGGUCCCCGUCCCCACCAGCCGCCCGGCCAGCCGCACACCCAUCCCCGGCGUCGCCCUGGACCCGGAGAAGGCAGGCUCCACGCUGCUGGUGAUGCUGCUCAUCGGUGGCUUCGUGCUCCUCUGCUCCAGCCUCCUGCUGCUGGCUUUCCUCUGCCACAGGAAGAGAAAGCCGUCGGUGGAGCUAAACUGCGGGAUCACGAAAGGGUACCCCAAACUGGAGUCGAGUCAGGUGUGUUCCCUGCAGAGCCUGCCGCCCCCCGGCUCCGCGCUGGCCUCCUUCCCCACGGCGGCUGCGCCGGGGGACCUCAGCCAGAUCCAUUCGCCAGAGUAUGCCGAGCCGGACCUGGUGCAGGUGAGCCCCAGCAGCCAGACGGGCCCCUCCACCUUCAAGCCGCUCCUGGACGAGGGCUACACGCUGCCGCUGGUCGUCAGCCACUACGACGUACCGGGAAAAUACCACGAGUACGCGGAGCCGCUGCCGCCCGAGCCCGAAUACGCCACGCCGUUCAGCGAGCCUGAGCCCACCGGCACGCACCGGAGUCCUUGCAGCAUCACGGGACUCCCCGGCUCUCCUCCGGUGCGGUACGAUGCACCCACCCCGCGGCCUGGAGAGCUGCCCGCUGGGGAACUCCCUCCUUCGGGGCUCGGCGGGACGUACACGGCCCCCCGGGCGGAGCGGACUGUCAGCCCCGGUGGGGAUGUCCCCUCCCCGGAGGAGUCCCGCUUCCAGCUGGGGCACCGUCCCCUCUCGCCGGUGUACCACGAAGCCUUGUGAAGCUGUG
Gymnogyps californianus (California condor) is the source of this 2182-nucleotide messenger RNA. Its product is annotated as discoidin, CUB and LCCL domain-containing protein 1-like. NCBI's taxonomy places the organism in Eukaryota, Metazoa, Chordata, Aves, Accipitriformes, Cathartidae. The record is from RefSeq and is a predicted model, not a curated record.